Penicillium taxi is the source of this 6312-nucleotide messenger RNA. RefSeq names its product adenylate cyclase acyA (gene acyA). The transcript is spliced from 3 exons. The record is from RefSeq and is a predicted model, not a curated record. Gene Ontology annotation, biological process: intracellular signal transduction; cAMP biosynthetic process. Bases 1 to 6312 code for a protein of 2103 amino acids. Gene Ontology annotation, molecular function: magnesium ion binding; adenylate cyclase activity; protein binding. NCBI's taxonomy places the organism in Eukaryota, Fungi, Ascomycota, Eurotiomycetes, Eurotiales, Aspergillaceae.
AUGCCUGCACCAGAGGAUGAGCUACCGGAUCGGCGCCAGGGCUCCGAAAGCUCAGGGAAUAGCAGCUAUGUUUCGCAGGAGACCAUAAGGAAUUCUGAGAUACGCCAUAAGAGGUCAGGCAUCAUCAACGCUCGCAAUCCGGAUAGUUUCCCGGUUGAUUUAAAAUUUCCCCAAAAAUUCAAAAUUCCUCAUAACAUUCUGUUGUGCAAUUUUGCGUGUUUUGCAUCUGUACGUAAAUUACUGGCUGCUAAUUCACCGCUUAGUUCUGAGUUAACUCAACCUCCGCGACUCGACUGGGGCUGGACUUGGGACUCUCCAGAUAUCUCCCCGACAGAAGAACGCAAGGGCUCUGGGUUUAAAGGCCAUCGAAAGGCUCUCGCUCUUCUGGGUGAAGGGAAUGAUCCUACCAAAUCACUGGGCACUGGUCCACGACUCCCGCCCAUCAAGGCAUCACUUCCAAACCCCAACCCCGAAGACGCUGAAUCAAUUGGUCCUUGGGUUACAACUGCUGGAUCAGAAGGCCACGGCACAUUUUACAAUGAAUUUUCGGAGCAAGAAACUUCACCCGCAUCGGCGACUUCUCGCCCAACGACGGGGCGGGCCUUUUCUAGGGAUCAAGCCGAGUUGGAGCCCCGAGAUAAUCGGAGACCAUCUGCAGUCAGCAUGACCAGCAGCCAGGGAUCGAAAUCGAGUACAAGCCACAAACCUUGGAAGAAAAAGCCAAAGGCCUUCACAAAUGAUGAUUACCAAACAGACAAAGGAGGGCCAAUGGGUCACCUCAAGGCACGCGAACGAGCCAACUCGGAUGCAACCGAUACGUCAUUUCGGCAUCCUCACUCUCGAUCGGAGACUCCGUUGCCGUCGAGUGAUAUUACACCGUGGGACUACCAGAGUUUCAAUGAUAUCCCACAUUAUGGCGAAGCGCCCGUGCGACCAGUACCCAUUGGACCUGAUGGCCAACGUUUGCCGUCUCGUGGAGGCACUCGCUCAGUGCACAGGGAGUCGAGUCGAAGAGGAGCUCCAAAUGGCCACCGACAUUCUCGCAGCAAAGAGGAAAAGACCACCAUCGCGGGCGAUUUGGCUGGAUAUCAAAGACGUCCCUCUGGAGCUGGACAAGAUGAUUUGACGGUUGGACUGAAGCCCUUUAACGAGAAUUACCUCAAUUCCUGCACCGCUAAGAGUUCUACCACUACACUGGGCGGCCGCUCAACAAGUCCAACCCCGAGUAUACAGAGUGCUAUCUACCGUGAGCAGGGCCAAAAUAGCCCGGGAGGCCCACCGAAUAAGGGAGGCCUACUAGGUCGAAUUGGACGACACUUCAAGCCUGUUGGGCAUAAACAGCACGACAAGAACAAGCGUGAUAAUUCCCCAACUCGAUAUCGACAGCUCAGUGUCGAAGGGACAUCUUCUCCUCGUUAUGGAGAUUCAUUUGAUCUGGACCGCAAGAAGGAAUCUGGAAAGGGUCUCGGAAUCGGGGGUCGCAAAUUUGGUCCUCGGCGAGGAUUCAGCAAUAUAGCAGGUGAUCUUCAUGGUUCCAGGUCCGACGUCUCACGAAAUGACGAGGGACAUGUCUUUACACUUGACACUGACCUUAGGACGAUGCAUGGAAUCGUUCGUGCAGCUUCCCCCGGAAGUACGAAGCGUGGGGUGGAUGAGACAAAUGUACCGCGCGAGGACUCCACCAAACCUGAAGACGACGAUCGUUGGCUUGCACCCGAAAGUUGGCAUGUGAAGAAACAUAAUGAUUCUGCUGCAGAAUCCGCGGAGGGAACACCGCAAGCUUUGAACGGUCGAGAGGCGUCUUAUUUCAUUCGAGUAUUCCGUAUCGACUCGACCUUUGCCACUCUAUCUGCACCAGUGAACGCUACAGUAGAUGAAAUUCUCUCCAUGUUGGGUCGAAAAUCUUUCUUGCAGGAUCAUUUGAACAAUUACGAGAUUGUGCUUCGGAGGAAUGACCUCUCCCGACAGCUCGACCAUAAGGAGCGGCCGAUUUUGAUGCAAAAGCAACUGCUAGAGGAAGUGGGCUACAAAGAUCAGGAUCGGAUUGAAGAUGUUGGUCGCGAAGAUCAUAGCUAUCUGUGUCGCUUCAUAUUUUUGCCGACCAAGCUCAGCGGGUACACGAGUCUGGAUGUCGAUCCGGGCUUCAACAAAAUCCAAAAGUUCAGCCAUGUUGAUCUUCAAGGCCGAAGCUUGGUCACAAUACCAAUCACCCUCUACAAGAAAUCGUCGGAGAUAAUCUCCCUGAACUUGUCGAGGAAUCUAUCGCUGGACGUGCCAAGGGAUUUCAUUCAAAGCUGCAUAAAUCUCCGAGAGAUCAAGUUUAUUGGCAACGAAGCAACAAGUGUUCCAUCGAGCUUCAGCUUGGCUAGCCGCUUGACUUACCUUGAUGUAUCCAACAACCUUCUAGAGCAGUUUGACCAUGCCAACCUAGACCGCCUUUCAGGCUUGGUGAGCAUCAAGAUGGCCAACAACCACUUGACAACCCUCCCAAGCUACUUCGGGGGGUUCCAGUACCUCCGAAGCUUGAACAUGUCCUCGAACGGCUUCAAGGUCUUUCCUGAAUUCCUCUGUGAGCUGACCAGCCUAGUUGACUUGGACAUCAGCUUCAACAACAUGGAAAAGCUUACUAAUAUCGGUAAGUUGACCACACUGGAGCGUCUGUGGAUGACAAACAACAAUAUUACUGGUCCUCUCGAUGAAUCUUUCAAGGACCUCGCGAAUUUGAAAGAAAUCGAUGGACGUUUCAACUCUAUAACGAACAUUGAUAGUCUCUCUCACCUCCCUAAGCUUGAGCAGCUCGUUUUUGGUCACAAUCAGAUAUCUAAAUUCCGAGGUGCUUUCCCCAAGCUACGCAGCCUGCAAAUGGAUCAUUGCCCUUUGACGCAGUUCGACAUCGAUGCCCCCAUGCCAACUCUGUCAACACUUAACCUUUCAUCCUGCAAGCUCUCCCAAAUCCGCGAUGGCAUGUUUGAAAACCUACCAAAUACCACCAAGCUCAUCUUGGAUAAAAACCAUUUGUCAUCUGUCUCUGCUCAAGUCGGCAAGCUCCGGCGGCUGGAGCAUUUCAGCAUCAUCAAAAACCCGCUCUCAUCCCUACCUGCCACCGUCGGGUACCUCGUGGAGCUCAGAGAGUUCAAUUUGAGAGAGUGCAAUUUGAAGUCUCUGCCCGAGGAGAUUUGGCAUUGCUGCAAGCUUGAAACUCUGAAUGUGUCUUCCAAUCUUCUGACAACCUUCCCCAAGUAUGGAUCAUUGCCCCCUCAGUCUCUCGGUGAACUGACACCCAUCGUUACUCCCGUCCAAACUCCGGGAAUAUCGGGCACCCCAACCUACGAGGAAUUGGGUCCCCUGGAUGAGAAUAACCUGCGUCGUCCAAGCCAAAACUCCACUGGGGCUGGUUCUUCGCCGAGUGGGUCCACCCUCAAUGCAUCCAUUGCCCCAUCUGUUGGACAGACAAGAAAAGUAUCGGCAGCGAGAUCAGUCACUGCAGAUUCAAGCUCGGUGUCAAGAAAGGAUUCGAACUUUUCCCAGCCAGGAAUGACACUCACAUUCUCGGGAUCUCUCCGAAAUCUGUAUCUCGCCGAUAAUCGCCUGGAAGAUGACAUAUUCCGUGAAUUAGCUCGUCUCCCGGAGCUGCGCAUCCUUAACCUCUCAUACAAUGAGCUGACGGAGUUGCCUCAGGGCCUUUUAAAACGUUGGCCGUUGAUCUCUGAACUCUACCUUUCUGGUAACGAGCUAACUUCUCUUCCAUCUGACGACCUGGAAGAGGGAAGCAACCUCAAAGUCCUCCACAUCAAUGCAAACCGAUUCCAAGUCCUCCCCGCUGAACUUUGCAAAGUUAGCAAGCUCUCCAUCCUGGAUGUCGGAAGCAAUGGAUUGAAGUACAACGUGUCCAACUGGCCGUACGACUGGAAUUGGAACUGGAACCGAAGCUUGAAGUAUUUGAAUUUCUCAGGAAACAAGCGAUUGGAGAUAAAACCCAACAUUGCAUCGUUGGGCUCUUCAGCUACUAACGGUACUGACCUGACGGACUUCUCCUCUCUUACUCAUCUCCGAGUUCUCGGUUUGAUGGAUGUAACCCUUACUAUCCCCACCAUCCCAGAAGAAACCGAAGACCGGCGAGUGAGAACUUCUGCGUCUUUAGCUGGCUCACUAGCAUAUGGAAUGGCUGAUACGCUUGGCCGGACGGAGCAUUUGUCCAUCAUUGAUAUGAUUGUUCCCCGCCUGAAGCCUGAUAAUGUUGAAACCUUGGUUGGCAUGUUUGACGGUCAAACUUUGUCGAGUGGCGGAUCCAGGGUUGCGAAAUAUCUCCACGAGCACUUUACCUCCACAUUUUCCCACGAACUCAAAAAGCUUCAGCGGGAUCACGGCGAAACGCCACUCGAUGCCCUGCGGCGUGCGUUCCUGUCACUGAACAAGAAUAUGGCAGGUUCCGCCUACAGAUCCAUCGAUGAUCGUGAACUUCGGCAAUAUCACCGGGGAUCCGCCUCGAAGCAGCUCAACCAAGAAGAUAUACACUCCGGCGGAGUGGCAACCGUAUUGUACAUGAACAACAUGGAUCUUUAUGCUGCCAAUGUCGGCGAUGUACAGGCCAUUCUCGUUAAAUCGGAUGGUACCUUGCGCUUCUUGACACGGGUCCAUGACCCUGCCGAGUCCAGUGAAAGAGCACGGAUCCGUGCCGCAGGAGGAUAUGUGUCUCGAAAUGGCAAGCUUAAUGAUGUGCUCACCGUAUCGAGAUGCUUUGGGCAUUUCCAAAUGAUGCCUUCCGUUAUUGCGGCUCCGUACACUAUGCACACCACACUUACCGAACAGGACGAAAUGAUCAUCAUAGCCUCAAAAGAGUUGUGGGAUUUCGUGACGCCUGAGCUCGUUGUUGACGUUACCAGAGAAGCUCAUCCGGAUCUGAUGUUUGCAGCUCAAAAACUAAGAGACUUGGCCAUUUCCUUUGGUGCUACGAAUAAGUUGAUGGUCAUGAUCCUUGGGGUCAGUGAACUACAAAAACGUCAGAGAUAUCGUCCGCGACCCAGCAUUUCCCUUGGUCCGUCACCGUUCUCUGACGAGCAGAUUGUCCCAGUCACCAAGACUCGAAAGAAGGCCCGUGACGUACCCGGAGAUUCUCGUCUUGCACGAUUUGAUCAUGUUGAAGCUCCAAUCGGCGAACUGGCUAUCAUCUUCACUGAUAUCAAAAAGUCUACCGCGCUUUGGGAAACCUGCCCAGAGGCAAUGCGCUCGGCUAUCUCCAUUCACAAUGACGUGUUACGGCGACAGCUUGGCAUUGUCGGCGGCUAUGAAGUCAAAACGGAAGGUGAUGCAUUCAUGGUAGCCUUUUCAACAACGACGGCCGCUCUAUUGUGGUGCUUCAACUGCCAGAACCAAUUGUUGGAGGCUGAAUGGCCAACGGAAAUUCUCGAGCAACCGCAGUGCAAAGUUCUCUUCGACAUCGAGAACAAUGUCAUUUUCCGCGGACUCUCUGUGAGAAUGGGUGGGCAUUGGGGUGAGCCUGUUUGCGAGAGAGAUCCGGUGACAAACCGUAUGGACUACUUUGGACCGAUGGUCAAUCGCGCUGCUCGAGUUUCCGCUGUCGCUGAUGGAGGUCAAAUUUUUGUAUCUUCCGAUUUCAUGAGCGAUAUUCAGCGCAACCUGGAGAUCUUUGCGGACAACGAACGUUCCGCAUCAACCAGCUCGAUUGACAGCCAUCCACGCGUUGAUAGUCUAGGACAUAACAUUCGUCGUGAGCUGCAGCAGCUCAACAGCCAAGGGUUCGUGAUCAAAGACCAAGGUGAGCGAAAGCUUAAAGGACUUGAGAAUCCGGAAUCUCUUUAUCUCGUUUAUCCCCACGCUCUUGCCGGUCGUCUUUCGGUCCUCGAAGACUCCCAAGACCCCCACGGACCAGCCAAGGUAAAGGCUGGAUCAGAGCUCCAGGUCAAGGCCGAUUUGAUUUGGAACUUGUGGGAAGUCACUCUUCGUUUAGAGCGCAUUUGUGGAUGCAUGGAGAACCCCAACUCGGCGAAACUUCGAGAGCCGAAUGUUGCCAUCUUCAACAUGGUAAAGAACCACGGAGGCGAGUUGAACGAUGCUACCGUGAUCAGUUUGGUUGAACAGCAGACAUCUAUCAAUACUCUUGUUGUUCGAAACAUGAUAAAUCCCUUCACGCCAGGCAGCAAUCCAUCCGACUAUGCUAUACCCAUGGCAGAAAUUCUGCAACAAUUGCAAAGUCAACUUGCCGACUACCGUUUGCUGAAAGACAAGAUGGCAGUCGGGGAUGCAGGCAACUCCAACACACCAUCGGAUAAAGUCAGUAGCAAUUUACAAUAA